CUCACUAUGAGGCUGAGUUUGCCUGAACAACAUCAAAUAUUUGCCUGAUUUUGCCUUUCGGUUCGCGAACUCUUGCCAGAAGACGUAUAAGGCACAGUUCCACCCACUGCUCGCAAGUCUAAAUAUCCCCGGCGAAGUGCUCAUCUUCUCACUCAUCAGACAUCUGACUGUCGCACUGUAUGCUGUACGCUGGACCCAUCAUGACGAAUACGAUAUUAAACAGGUGUUUCGGGGGAAAAGCCCCCAGAGGCAGUUCUCAUGCCUACCAAAUGCCGUUACAACCCGAAACAAGGCCCAUCUCACAGGAACAGCUCAUCAUCGAAGCGAAAGAGAUAUAUGCUAGCCUCGUUGAAGUCGAGAAGAAGUGUUUAGAGAUCUGCCAGCAGCAGUCCCAGACUACAAACGAGCUCUCCAAUGAGCAAUGGCAGGCAUUGAUUGUCUUACAUCGGACCCUGUUACACGAGCAUCAUGAUUUCCUUUUGGCCAGUCAACAUCCUACGGCGUCACCUGCGCUUCGACAGUUACCGACGAAAUAUGACAUGCAGGCGCGAAUGUGGAGGCAUGGUAUUCACUUCUUCCUUGAGUUACUCCGCCAUCGACUGCCGUUCUCACUGGAGCAUAUGCUCACCUUCUUUCAUCUCUCUUAUCAAAUGAUGGGCUUGAUGAUGGAAUCAGUGCCUGCUUUUCAUGAAACAUGGAUAGAAUGCCUAGGAGACCUGGCUCGUUAUCGAAUGGCCAUCGAAGAAUUUGAUAUGCGGGACCGAGAGAACUGAUCUGAUACUGCCCGAAUAUGGUAUACUUGUGCUGCUGACCGCUCUCUCGCGACCGAUCGUAUAUAGCAUCACUUGGCCGUUUUAGUAAGACUCAAUGUGGUUCGUCAGCUGUUUUAUUAUUCUAAGGCACUCGUUAGCGAUAUCCUAUCUGUGAACGCUUGG
This is a messenger RNA of Exophiala oligosperma, 935 nucleotides long. RefSeq lists its product as uncharacterized. The record is from RefSeq and is a predicted model, not a curated record. The coding region runs from base 180 to 773 and encodes 197 amino acids. Gene Ontology annotation, molecular function: protein binding. The transcript has 2 exons. NCBI's taxonomy places the organism in Eukaryota, Fungi, Ascomycota, Eurotiomycetes, Chaetothyriales, Herpotrichiellaceae.